UAUUCAAUUAAUCAUAUUCAAUAUUAACGGAGUCGAACUAUGUUCUAAUAAUAAUAUCAUUCAUAUCGAACAAACAUAUUGAACACAUUAAACAUGGGAAAUAAUAAAAUCGGUGAUUCUGGCACAAAUUGUCAGAUUAAACAAACAGAUUAUCCCCUUUACCGCGAUACUCCAAAUGCAACCGAUGGAGAUUCAUCAACAUCAGAAAAUCCGAAGUUCUUCCGUAGGAUAUUGAAAUAUUUAGUUCGCUCUACUGCACGAAUAAAACAGAGCAAAAAAGAUAAAUGUAAUAUAAUAAAGAAGCGAAGUGUCAGUACGUGUAAAUCUGAAGAAAAAGUAUCUGUAUACACUUCAUUAUCAUCGAUUAUAGAUAAUGUAAUUAAAUCCGAUGCAGAGGUUGCCGUCAAGCUGAAGCGAAAAAUGGUCGAUGCAAUUACCUCCACUACAAGAACAAGUAAUAUUUCUGAUAAAGUAACACGUGAAAAUCUUUCAGGCACCAUAGAGCACUUUGUUCACGGCACAUCUUAUCGAUAUGCGGAAUACGCUGCGAAGGAUGUGGAUAACGUCGUUGUGGAACGUGGCUGCGGUCCGCUAUGUAUUGGCAUGACUCAAAGCGUUACCGCGGAUGGAGAAUUCAGUUUGGAGACAAGUCCUGAUGCUUUCGCGGAAGCAUGCGAAAAAAGGCGGCAAACGGACCAUAUUCUCGAGGAAAUUGCGAAAGUCUCCGACGCUUUGACGGAAAAAGCGCGUCUCAUUUCCGCGAAAGAACAGGCGGCUUCAAUCCUCGCGUCCGUAUCGGCGACGCCUGCGAAAUAUGAGAUGGAGGAGCAAAUAUGUGAAGAUACGAUACCAUUAAGAUCUCCGUCGAUUAUCUACGUGGAAGAGACACCAACUACUAUAGCGAAAGAAAAACCAACUGUUAUAGUGGAAGAAAAACCAGCUGUUGUAGUGGAAGAAAAACCAGCUGUUGUAGUGGAAGAAAAAUUAACUUUUGUAGAGGAAGAAGAACCAGCUGUUGCAGUGAAAGACAAACCAACUGCUGUAGCGGUAGCAGUUGCUUCAACGACUGUAAUACAGCCAGAAAUACACAAAAAAAUAUUAGAAUCUCCUCCAAACCACUUUGCACCGAACUCACGAGAUUAUUCGGCAAGCUUAGACAAAUCUCUGAACGCUUCGGAUGCCCAAGUAAAACCAUUGGUAGAAAACGUAAAGAAAACUAAAACGCGAACAGUAUCGAUCACGUAUCCGGAAAGAGAUGAUCUUUUAGAUACCGCAGCUCCUGUUAUUACUAGGAAAAAAAAAGAAGAAAAAGAAGAAUUACAGAAGAAAAGUUCUCUACGACGAAUGUUAGACAAACAUGUUUUUACUGACAAAGCUGAAAAUUGUGUAAUUAUAAAUUGCAUUCCGAAGCUAAAAAAGAAAAGACCCAAAUCUUUAGAUCAGCCAGAUAGCGCUUUAAGACAAAAAGAUACCAAGACUGAUGUUUCAAGACAAAAAAUUGUAAAAAAGGUCGAUUCUUUUACCAAACCUUCAAAAAUGAAGAAAGAAUUAGUACAAAUAACCAAAGAUAUUCCUCAAGAAUUUGUAUCACGCAAAAAGCCAAAAUAUCGGGCCAAAUAUCGUAUUGAUACAUCAGAUAUAGUAAAAAAAGAAAAAAAGCCGCAUUUGAAAAAGGUACCCAAGGACUUUGAAAUCUCGAAAUACACGUGUCUCGUUAAGUUGCCUGAAGUGACAAAAGCUCCUAAGGUUUUCAAAGAUUCCGAAAGACCAACAAUGGAAAUGUAUAAAGAUUGUUGUAGAACACCAUCGGGAUAUUUAGAACCAACAAGAUAUUGCAAGGAUUUAAUAUCGAGCAUCCAGUGUAGAAGACCCAAAUAUUGCGAUGUUUGGACUACUCCAUGCUUUAGCUCUGAAGAUACCUUAAACGGAGCACUUCCGCAAGAUUCAUCCGCACUCAAAUAUCAUGCCAACUGUCAUUCGCUAAUUGACAUUUCGUCCAGAUGUAACAUUGAUGCAAACUGCACAAAACAUAGGGUAACGUUUGAAAAUUCGUUAUGCACCAAUACGUAUUGCAAGAGCGACACAAAAUAUUGUUAUCCCCAUCUAAAUAAUAUUGACAACGUUCGAAUGAGAUAUUAUCAUUGCAAUGACAUUUGUCCAGUAUGGAAUAACAAUCAACAGUGUGGGAGGGAUCGAUCAUAUUACUGGACAAAGGGGAAUUUAUAUUUCACGCACCAAUGGACAUCGGAGCAUUUGUUGCGAUAUAAUUGAUAUUGACAAUGGCAAACAUACGAUAUUUAACGUCGCUGAGUAAUUCGAAUUUAAUCAUGUCGGAAAUAUAAAAUUAACGUGCCGCUUUUUAUUGCUUACGUAUAAUUUUUUUAUGAGAUUUACGAUACAGGGCGAGAUGAUGAGGACUGAGCAAAUUAAAAUGGAUAAAUAUGCGACGUAAUCUGUACCGCGGUCAGUGACGUGCGUCAAUCCUAAUUAUAUUUCACACUACAUACUAAUUUUAGUUAUUAACCCGUAUGUGCGAGUAGUCAUAAAGUUUCGCGUCCCGUCCAACGUGUAUGCAUGUUAAUAAUUAAAAUUAAUAACGCGCCAAAUAUAGUUGCGAUAUACGUGCGACAGUCGACGCAUUGAUGCCAGACGACAAGAGAACAUAUCAUACGAUAUAUUAAUGCGGACAGAAUGAUUAUAUGUUUGCAUAGAAAUUUAUAUUACUCAUUAUGACGACCAGUUCAACAAUGAUUAUUCAACAAUAAUGACAAAUAGGUCGAGCCUGCAUUUCGAGAAAUGAUAGAAAUCAAAAGAAAUACUUCUGCAUUGCAAAGUGACGCUUAUUACGGAAAAAUUGCCAGUCACAAAAGAAGCGAGAUCGUCUGAGCGCUUUUUCAUGCUUAAGAAGCUACUUAGCUGUUUAGGAAAUCUCCACGAACAAGAAGAAACCAUCGCAGACGCGAGACCGUUACCGUCCUCGCAAGAAACGCCAAACAGUGUCGAAAAGAGCUUGCGGGCGGCCGAAGAACUUUGCAUCAACGGGUCCCGGCGGGGACGUUGUCGUAUCCUUAAGCGGCCUUCGCGGUUGGCGAUUGCGGCGAAAGGAAUUUCGCACAAGUUCGUUGCGAAGUUCCUAGGAAGUCCACCUGCCGAAUGCAAUGACCAAAAACCUAGUCUGGAAAGCGACAACAUAUAUAUCUGUUUCCUCGUUAUCUAUUCACGCGCGGUCCGGAAGAUUUGCCAUACGGUCAACCAUUCGAAGUGUGUAGCAUACAAGAGAACGAUUUGAAAGAAUCUUGCACCUUAAAUCAUCUUUAAACUCGAAGUGCAUCAAGACGAAAACUUUGUCAAAGUUUAUGGCAAUCUAUUCGGCAAUCUCUCUAGAUGACCAAUAUAUGAGAAAAGUCAAAAUCACUUAACGAACAAACUCGUGAACCAUACAGGUAGCGUUAUGACAUGCUUGCCGUUGUCAUAAGCAUUACGGUCGUAUAACAGGUAGCUUUAUACAGUGGCGAGACUUAACGUCAUCCUAGUGGAUGCAUUAGACAGGCAGCGUCGGAAGAUUUACUAUUCAACUUCGACAUCGUACAGUACGAAACUUCGCCCGCGAGGCGAAGGAAGUACGAUAUCCUUCGACAGAACGACGCACCACGCCGCCUUUCACGCUAAGUACUGCAUUCGAGAACGCUGAUGUCGACGACGACGACACUGGAGGUUGCCAGAACUGGAGUUGCUCUACAGACGACGAUAAUGACAAGGUAGAGGGCGAGGAACUGGCAGGGUUGCAACCGCGUUGAAUCGCACGAAGUAACAGCGAGGAAACUUCGUAACGUCAGACUUCGCGACGACCAUGAAGGCACACUUCCCCGAUAGGAGAUCUCGGUGCAGAAGAGUCGAGGAGGGUGCGAAGGGUCUCAUAA
Molecule: messenger RNA, 3920 nt
Organism: Cyphomyrmex costatus
Lineage: Eukaryota; Metazoa; Arthropoda; Insecta; Hymenoptera; Formicidae
Exons: 2
Coding region: 94-2271 (725 amino acids)
Source: RefSeq, a predicted model, not a curated record